UAGGAAGUGUCCGCGGAGCUGGGGGUAGACUCUGGCUCCGGCCAGCUGCGCCCUCUUUCCUCUCCCUCUUUCCUCCUCCGUUUUCUCCUUUCCUUCUUUUCCUCCUUUCCCGCCUCCCAGGAACCCUGGCGAAGUGUGCGUGUGUGGGAGCGCGAGAGCCCCCCACAGCCACCCCUUGGGGAGCGCGGCUGCAGUUAGGGUGAGGGUCCCAGUGCGCAGGCGCGCUCCCGUUCGCGGUCCCCAACGGACUCACCCGCGGCGGGAACGAAAAGGGGCCACCCGAGCGAGGCCUCCCAGAGGAAGAUGCUGCUGCCACUUGCCUGGUGUUCCUGAACCUCCAGGUUUCUGCCACACUGCCCCAUGGAGGACACGCUCACCUCACUCAGCUGCUCUGACUGUCAGCGCCACUUUCCUAGUCUCCCGGAACUGUCCCGGCACCGCGAGCUGCUCCAUCCAUCUUCCCAGCAGGACAGUGAGGAGGCAGACAGCAUCCCUCGGCCCUACCGCUGUCAGCAGUGUGGGCGGGGCUACCGUCACCCAGGGAGCUUGGUCAACCACCGGCGGACCCACGAGACGGGUCUUUUCCCCUGUACCACCUGUGGCAAGGACUUUACCAAUCCCGUGGCCCUCAAGAGCCACAUGAGGACUCAUGCUCCCGAGGGCCGCCGUAGGCGCAGGCCUCCCCGCUCCAAGGAAGUCAUUCCACGCCUGCAGGGGGAAGCAGCAUCCUCUGACUCUAGGGACCAGAGGCUCAGCCCUGGGGAAAGCUGGAUGAGCCAGAAAAAACAUGCCGAAGAGACAUCUGGCUGUGAGUCUGGGCCUGACCCCAGGGCAGCUCUGAGCACUAGGGAGGAUCCACCCACCAGACAAAGAGAAGGCUGGGAAAGGCAGCCAGAUUCUGAGGGGGGUGCAGAGGGCUGGGGGCCCACUACCAGUUCUGCCAGAGCCACCCCGCUCCCCACCGCAGCCAGCAGCCUCCUUAGCAAUUUGGAACAGUAUUUGGCUGAAUCCGUGGUGAAUUUUGCCGGGGGCCACGAGCCCCCUCAGUCACCUCGUGCUGAGGAGGAACGGCGGUACAAAUGCGCUCAGUGCGGCAAGACUUACAAGCAUGCCGGGAGCCUGACCAAUCAUCGCCAGAGCCACAGCCUGGGCGUCUACCCUUGUGCCAUCUGCUUCAAGGAGUUCUCUAACCUCAUGGCCCUGAAGAACCACUCCCGACUCCAUGCCCAGUAUCAGCCUUACCAGUGUCCUCACUGUCCCCGUGCCUUCCGGCUCCCCCGAGAGCUGCUGGACCACCAAGAGUCCCAUGAGGGCGAAAGGCAGGAGCGGCUAUGGGAAGGGAAAGGGACGCCCGCCACCAAUGGGCACGCGGAGGAGAGUAGCCAGGACCAGCUCCCGACUACACAGAUGCUGAACUGCUCUGGGGAGCGCAGCGCCUCUGGGGACCUGGAGGACGGUGGCCUGGAGGAGUACCGGCCUUUCCGCUGUGGGGACUGCGGCCGCACUUACCGCCAUGCUGGGAGCCUCAUCAACCAUCGCAAGAGCCACCAGACGGGUGUCUACCCCUGCUCCAUCUGUUCCAAGCAGCUGUUCAACGCGGCUGCCCUCAAAAACCAUGUGCGGGCUCAUCACAGACCCCGGCAGGGAGCUGGGGAGGACGGGCAGCCAUCAGUGCCACCAGCCCCCCUGCCUGUGGCUGAUACCCCCCACAAAGAGGAAGAGGUCCCCGCCACCACCCUGGACCACCGCCCCUAUAAGUGCGACGAGUGUGGUCGGGCUUACCGCCACCGGGGGAGCCUGGUGAACCACCGCCACAGCCAUCGGACAGGAGAUUACCAGUGCUCACUCUGUCCCCGCAAGUACCCCAACCUUAUGGCCCUGCGUAACCACGUGCGGGUCCAUUGCAAAGCUGCUCGCCGCAGCGCAGGCCCAGGGGCUGAGGGUCCCCCCAGCCACCUCAAGGGAGAGCUCCCUCCUGACCAAGUGGAAGCAGAGGCAGCCCCACAUACAGAUCAGGGGCGUGGGUGCAAACAUGAAGAGGAGGCGGCUGCGGCCGAUGUCCCCCCAGCAGCAAAUAGGACAGCACCACAGAUCUGUACUGUGUGUGGGAUGCUCUUUGAAGACCCUGAGAGCCUUGAACGUCACGGCCGGACCCAUGGGGAAGGGGAAGACAGCAGGACAGAGACCAGGGCGUCCCCUCCUCGGGCGUUUGCCUGCCAAGAUUGUGGAAAGAGCUAUCGCCACUCAGGCAGCCUUAUCAACCACAGGCAGACCCACCAGACGGGGGACUUCAGCUGUGGGGCCUGCGCCAAGCACUUCCACACUAUGGCCGCCAUGAAGAACCAUUUGCGGCGCCACAGUGGGCGGUGGGGCCAGCAGCCCGGGAGGCGGGCCAGCAGUGCUGGCAGUGGGGGUGAAGCCAAACUCCCGUCAGGCGGGAACUGGGCCCAGGACUUGGUGGGGAACAGCGAGGGCCUGGACUGUCCGCGAGACCCUUCAGGGGGCGAUCCUAAUGGAACCGCAGGCAGCUCGGAAAGCGAUGGGGGCUGUCUGCAGACUGAAGCCGAAAGGGCUAGAUGUGGGCUCGAACGGGCGGAGGCCCGUUUCCAGGGUGAUAAAGAGAGCAGGGGUACUGAGGAAGGGCUGGAAAGGAAGGAGGCCUGUUUCCUAGACAACUUGGACAUCCCAGGCGAUGAGGAAAGCAAUGGGACUCGCUUCUGUGAUGGUCUCACUGGGGUGGAUGAAGACCGGAACCGGGCCCCUGGCCAGCCCAGCUCCCCGAACCACUCUCCUGAUGAAGCUGUCACUGGCUGGCAGGCGGAGCUCUCCCACACGUGUUCGGACUGUGGGCAUUCUUUCCCUCAUGCCACCGGCCUGCUGAGCCACAGGCCCUGCCACCCGCCGGGCAUCUAUCAGUGCUCCCUCUGCCCGAAGGAGUUUGACUCUCUGCCUGCCCUGCGCAGCCACUUCCAGAACCACGGGCCCGGGGAGGCCGCCCCUGCACAACCUUUCCUCUGCUGCCUCUGCGGCAUGAUCUUCCCGGGACGGGCUGGCUACAGGCUUCACCGGCGCCAGGCUCACGACUCCUCUGGCCUGACCGAGGGGGAGGAGGAGGAGGGGGAGGAGGAAGGAGCCGCAGGGCCAGCCUCCGCCCGGAGCCCUCCGCUGCAGCUCUCGGAAGCGGAGCUGUUGAAUCAGCUGCAGCGUGAGGUGGAGGCGCUGGACGGAGCUGGUUAUGGGCACAUCUGUGGCUGCUGCGGUCAGACCUACGAUGACCUAGGGAGCUUGGAGCGUCACCACCAAAGCCAGAGUUCUGGGAACACCACAGACGAAGCUCCCAGCCACUUAGGAGAGUCAGGCGAUGCCAUGGGAAGGGUUGCAGGUGAUGACCGUGUCUUUGAGGGCACGGUGACCUCUCUCUCUGGGGAGGGUGGGGACACAAAGUCUGGAGAGGGAGCAGGUGCUAUGGUUGUAGACAGCCUUUGCAUGCAGGGGGAGGAAAGUCCGCCAGAGGCCCAGCCCCGCCCCUUCCGCUGCAACCAGUGUGGCAAGACCUAUCGCCACGGGGGCAGCCUGGUGAACCACCGCAAGAUCCACCAGACUGGAGACUUCAUCUGUCCCGUCUGCUCCCGCUGCUACCCCAACCUGGCUGCCUACCGGAAUCACCUGCGAAACCACCCGCGCUGCAAGGGCUCUGAGCCCCAGGUGGGGCCCGCCCCAGAGGCCGGAGGCAGCAGCGAGCCUCAGAACGUGGCAGGAGAAGGGCUGGGGCAGGCAGAUGGGGGAAAGUUCCAGGAAGAGCUUAAAGUGGAGCCCUCGGAAGAGGUGGCAAGGGUGAAAGAGGAGGAGUGGGGGGAGGCCACCGUGAAGGGGGAGGAGGUGGAGCCGAGGUUGGAGACGGCAGAGAAGAGCUGCCAGACCGAGGCCAGCGCCGAGCGGCCCUUCAGCUGUGAGGUGUGCGGCCGGUCGUACAAGCACGCUGGCAGCCUCAUCAAUCACCGGCAGAGCCACCAGACUGGCCACUUUGGCUGCCAGGCCUGCUCCAAAGGCUUCUCAAACCUCAUGUCCCUCAAGAACCACCGGCGCAUCCACGCAGAUCCCCGGCGGUUCCGCUGCGGCGAAUGUGGGAAGGCCUUCCGCCUGCGGAAGCAGCUGGCCAGCCACCAGCGGGUCCACGCCGAGCGGGGCGCGGGCGGGGGCACCCGGAAGCUGACACGGGAAGAUCGGCCCUUCAGGUGCGGGCAGUGUGGGCGCACCUACCGCCAUGCCGGCAGCCUCCUGAACCACCGGCGCAGCCACGAGACCGGCCAGUACAGCUGCCCCACGUGCCCCAAGACCUACUCCAACAGCAUGGCCCUGAAGGACCACCAGCGGCUGCACUCAGAGAGCCGGCGGCGGCGAGCAGGGCUAUCCCGGCGGGCAGCUGUGCGCUGUGCCCUGUGUGGCCGGGGUUUCCCUGGCCGGGGAGCCCUGGAGCAGCACCUGCGGGAGCAUGAAGAGGAGACCAAAAGUGGGCAGAGAGGCACAGAGGGCAGUGAGGGGACCCUGGCCGAUGACCAGGGACUAGAGGACAGGUCGGGUGGUCCUGAGUCAGUUCUCCAGCUGGAGGAUGGAGCCAGGAGGCUGGGGGAGCAGAGUCCGAGCCCCAUCGGGGCAGCAGGUUCGGAACCCACCGAGCCGGGAUCCGGGGACGUGGGGAAUGCCAAAGGGAGGCAAGGAGACGGGGGGCCGGUGAGUCGCGGCGGAGACUGGGUUCCUCGGGGUCAUGUACUGACCAAGCCCGCAGAUGAGUCAGAGGACAGUAUCCCCCAGAGUCCUUGCCAUCUUGGCAACACCCAGCCCAACGGACCUAGUCUGAGUCCUGUGGCUAGCUGGCACGGUGCAGACAGCCGACCUCAGCUCCAGCCCGAGAGUCCCCCCUCUUCCCGCAGCCGUUGUGGCAGGACGUACUGCCAGUCGGAAGGCCCUUUGAACCGCCACAGCACCGCCGAGACAGACUGCCGCCAUUGCCUGCCCUGCUCCAAGGAGUUCUCGAACCCUGGGGCCGCUAAGAGCCACAGCCGCAACCACAUAGCUGCCCAGACCUUCGCCUGCCCCGACUGUGGUAAGGCCUUCCAGUCCCAUCAUGAACUAGCCAGCCACCUGCACACUCAGGCCAGCGGCCUCGGUCAGAUGCCACCCCAGAUACGGGAGGCCACAGGGCCUGAAGGUGGGACUGUGGAGGAUGAGGUGGAUAGCCCCGGCCAAGGGGAAAUCCAGAAGGCCCCACCGGAACCCCCCAGGGCCCCAGGAGAGAAUGCUGGGAGAGCUGAUGGGGGGCAAGGAGUAAAGUCCACGGCGGCUGAAGACGAGGAACGGCCGUUCCGCUGUGCCCAGUGUGGGCGGUCCUACCGCCACGCCGGUAGCCUGCUGAACCAUCAGAAGGCCCACACCACUGGACUCUACCCCUGCUCCCUCUGCCCCAAACUUCUACCCAACCUGCUGUCCCUUAAGAACCAUGGCAGGACCCACACAGACCCCAAGCGCCACCGCUGCAGCGUCUGUGGCAAGGCCUUCCGGACAGCUGCCCGGCUGGAGGGUCACGGGCGGGUCCAUGCACCUCGGGAGGGGCCCUUCACCUGCCCUCAUUGUCCCCGCCACUUCCGUCGCCGAAUCAGCUUCCAGCAGCACCAGCAGCAGCACCAGGAGGAAUGGACAGUGGCCAGCUCUGCGUCCCAGAGCCACCUGUCAACAGCCAGCUGGUUUGCCUGUCAGGAAGAGGAAGGAGGGUGGGGUUGGCCUCAUCCUCAGAACUUUCCUCCCUCCCUGGAAGGAAGAGGAAGAAGGCCUGAGCCAGAUCCAAGAAAGGCCUGACCCCAUGUCCCCAGAGCUUACCGUGCUGAGCUGCUUGAAGACCUGGGAAGAGAGAGACAACAGGUGAGAUGGGGGAGCCUUACCUGGUGGGCCCAGCCUUGGCGGAAGGCAGAGGUUUGGGGGGAUGGGCCCUGGGUCCUUGUCUAUGACUGUGCAGCUACCUUACCAGCCCCUCCCAGAAUGAAAAUAUAUGAGGUCAAGAAAGAGCUUUUAUUAGAACCUAUUCAGAGUGUACACUCAGUAAUUAAUUCUCCUCCUUCAGCUGUCCUCAGCACUCCUAGGCCUGAGAAGCAGGGCCAGGGUUCACUUGGGACGGGUCCAGCCCUCCUCCAGGAUUCAGAACCCCCAACUCCAGCCCCCGCCACUGAGUCAGGGAGGCGGCCUGUGUAUGUGGAGAGCAUUAGCUUAAUUGUGCCCUCAGCCUCGAUGCCUAAGAGGAAGGAUUAGAGGCCGACGUUAUGUUCAAGUUGGGGAGGGCUCCAGGAGAUGGAGACUCACCCCACCCCUGUUCUGACGACUCAGACUCCCCGACCUUUCCAGAAUCCGCCAGAAACUCUACCAAAGGAUCCCCUGCCCUGUCUGUGUCCCAUCACAGGCACAUCAACAUCUGGGCCAGGAGAGGCCAGGGGAGAUGGGACAGAGAGAUGGAGAGACAGAGCCAGAGGGCUCCCAGAGCCUGCUGAAGGUCAUUCUGGAAGUAGAGAGGCAGAGAGGGGCGCAGGGUACACACAGGCACAGUGACUGCAGACACAGACUGUCAUCUGGCCCAAGAAGGUCCCACCUGUUUUGUCACAGGUGGCCACAUCCACCUCCCCUGCUCCACAGCCAGACACAGGCUCGGGCCGACUGUCGCCCCACAGACACGCGCCCUCACCACACUGAGCUGCAAGGCUGCUGGGACAGAGGGUGGCCAGUCCCUGAACGCCCACCAUACCACGCCCCUCCCCACUCACACACGGGUGGCUCACCCUCGACGAGGACCGCUGCUCCCAGGAUGAGCAGCCCUGGUCCCCAGCUCGGCUGCAUGCUGCUCCAGGCCACUCUGCCGCCCGUGCUCCGCUUUUCAGAGAGGCCACCUGGGUCUCCCUAGCUCCACCUCUGCUCCGCCCCCGGUUGGCUAAGAGUCAGGUGUCCUUGCUUUUCCUCAGGCCGGGAAGGGAGCCAGUGGCUCCUAGCUCUGGGGCUGCGACUGUGUUACCCUGGGCUCUUCACCACCCCUCCGGGCAGCUCCGCCAUGGCCAGACUGCGUGGGUUCAAACCCUAGUUCCCCCAGUUAACUGCCUGAGCGACCCUGGCCAAUUAGCCUGUCCGUGAACUCAGAAUUGCUGAAUGUGAAAAUGCCCGGACCAGAGUCUGACAUAGAGUAGACUUGCCCCCAGCGUGGAAGCUGUCCUCUGGGGACUGGGAAGAGCACUGUGGGCAGACUCCCAGGUCUCACUUUAUUUCAGCUUCCCCACCUCUCUCCCAGGCCCACGUGCAGGUGGGUCUCACAUACCUUCUCCCACCUUGCUUCAGAGGCCGCGUGUGCAGGGCUGGGGACUGAGGACCAGGGCUCUGUCCCGGCAGCACGACUGACAGAUCUCAGCACCUCUCUGCUGCCUUCCCAGGGACCAGGGUUACAGCGGCGCCCACCUUUCUGGCAGGCGGUGGAAGACUCAGUCGGGAGGGAAGAACACUCAGGGCGCACUCUUUUUCUCUUCCCCACUUCCAGCUCAGGCCAGCCCAAACUGCUCAGGAACCCUGACCCCAACACAGAGGCAGCUGUGUUAAGAGCAUAGACAUGAGCCAGACAGCCCCGGCGGAUCUGAAUCCCGAGGGCACCUUAACCCCCUCCCUGGCACCAGCUGUGUGAUCUUAGGUAAAUUACUUACCCUCUCUGUACCGCAGUUUCCUCAUCAAGAUAGGGGUAA
This is a messenger RNA of Leptonychotes weddellii (Weddell seal), 7763 nucleotides long. RefSeq names its product zinc finger protein 646 (gene ZNF646). Gene Ontology annotation, biological process: regulation of DNA-templated transcription. Gene Ontology annotation, molecular function: DNA-binding transcription factor activity, RNA polymerase II-specific; RNA polymerase II cis-regulatory region sequence-specific DNA binding. The record is from RefSeq and is a predicted model, not a curated record. NCBI's taxonomy places the organism in Eukaryota, Metazoa, Chordata, Mammalia, Carnivora, Phocidae.